Trachemys scripta elegans is the source of this 1374-nucleotide messenger RNA. Its product is annotated as zinc finger protein RFP-like. Gene Ontology annotation, molecular function: zinc ion binding; protein binding. The record is from RefSeq and is a predicted model, not a curated record. The transcript is spliced from 6 exons. NCBI's taxonomy places the organism in Eukaryota, Metazoa, Chordata, Testudines, Emydidae. Bases 1 to 1374 code for a protein of 457 amino acids.
AUGGCUACUGUGGAAAAACUCCAAGAGGAAGCUUCUUGUUCCAUCUGUUUGGAGUAUUUCCAAGACCCGGUGUCUAUACACUGCGGGCACAACUUCUGCCGAGCCUGCAUCACUCAGUGCUGGGCCGAACUGGCUACAAACUUCUCCUGCCCGCAGUGCAGACAGACCGCCCAGCAGAGAAACUUCAGGCUCAACAGGGAGCUGGCGAACAUGGUGGAGCUAGUGAAACAGCUGAAGUUGCCUCCAACAAAAGAGCCAGAAGCGGAGCAAGUGUGCGAGAAACACAGGGAGCCUCUGAAACUCUUCUGUGAGGAGGAACAACAAUUAAUCUGUUUGGUCUGCAGAGAGUCCUGGGCGCACGGAGCUCACGCUGUGGUUCCCAUAGAGGAGGCUGCCCAGAAGUACAAGGAGCAAGUCAAGGCUCGACUGCAGGCUCUGAGGGAAGAGAGAGAAAAACUCCUGGGAUUUAAACUGACUGGUGAGAGGAGGAGCUGGGAGUAUCUGGAAAAGAUCAAAAAGGAGAGGCAGAGAAUUGGGUUUGAAUUUCAGCAGCUCCGCCAGUUUCUGGAGGAACAAGAGCGCCUCCUGCUGGCCCGGCUGGAAGAGUUGGACAGGAUUAUGAAGUGGCAAAAGGAAACGGUCACCAGAUUUCCCAUGGAGAUUUCCCUUCUUAAUAGCCUGAUCAGUGAGCUGGAGGGGAAGUGCCAGCAGCCAGCAAGUGAUUUCCUGCAGGACAUCAGGAUCACCUUGAGCAGGUGCGAGAUGUUCCAGCAGCCCACAGGGAUUUCUCUUGAGCUGGAAAAGAGACUCAAUGAUUUCUCUCAAAAAACUAUUGCCUUAAAGGAGACCCUGCGGAAAUUCAAAGCGAAUGUGACUCUGGAUCCAGACACGGCUCAUCCCCAGCUUGUCCUAUCUGCGGAUGGGAAAGGCGUGAGACGGGGACACGAGCAGCAGGAUCUGCCCGACAAUCCCGAGCGAUUCGAUUCCGUUCUCUCCGUGCUGGGCCGUGACGGGUUCGCCUCGGGCAGACACUACUGGGAGGUGGAGGUGGGCGUUGGGGGAAUCUGGUCGGUGGGGGUGGCCAGGGAGUCUGUAAGGAGGAAGGGACGGAUGAGCAAUUACCCUGAGCAGGAGAUCUGGGCUGUGGGUCACUGGGGUGGUCAGUACCGGGCUUACACCGCCUGUGAGACCAUUCUACCCCUGCCUACGAUCCCCAGGAGAAUCCGGGUGGCUCUGGACUAUGAAGGGGGGCGGGUGGCAUUUUUUGAUGUUGACAACAAGUUCCUGAUCUUCAUUUUCCCACCGGCCUCUUUCACUGGGGAGAGACUCUUCCCUUUCUUUUUGGCGGGAUCCCCACUCCGGCUGUGUCCCUGA